UGCAUGCAUCGUAACAAUUAAGCUCGAUCGAUCUAUCAAUUCAACUCCCUUCAUCAUAUAUAUAUACAGUGACAUUAUAUAUAUAUACAUAUAUAUAUUUAAGAAAAAGUAAAAAGAUGCCUUGCUUAGAUAUAUCAACCAAUGUGAAGCUUGAAGACGUAGACGUGGAAUCCUUUUCCCGGGAAGCCACCACCGCCGUCGCCACCAUCAUCGGAAAACCCGAACAGUUUGUGAUGAUCAUCCUGAAAGGAUCUGCAAACAUAACCUUUGGAGGCAGCAAAGAGGCAGCAGCUCUGGCAGAGAUUGUGUCCAUGGGAGGCAUCACCACUCAAGUUAAGAGGGAGCUCAUCUCUACCAUUGGCACAAUUCUGGAGAACAAACUCUCCAUUCCCAGAGCUCGCUUCGUCCUCAAGGUCUACGAUACCACACUGGCAAAAAGAUUGUCCAAAAUGUAGUCAAAAGUCAUUUGAUCUGUGUUCAACAAGCAUAAUAAGGUCUUAGUUUGAUGAUUGUAAUGUUGUACCCUUGAUGCAGUAAAAUGAAUAUGCAUUGGCUUGGCUAUU
Messenger RNA from Ipomoea nil (Japanese morning glory), 563 nucleotides. Its product is annotated as macrophage migration inhibitory factor homolog. Lineage: Eukaryota; Viridiplantae; Streptophyta; Magnoliopsida; Solanales; Convolvulaceae. Gene Ontology annotation, molecular function: phenylpyruvate tautomerase activity. The record is from RefSeq and is a predicted model, not a curated record. The coding region runs from base 117 to 455 and encodes 112 amino acids. The transcript has 2 exons.